UAGCAGGUCAGAGGAAGACCCUUGCAGGGAGUUUCAGCUGAUCUCCAGUCUCGAUAAGAACAGAGCUUUCCCCUGAAGGGUGGGCACUCCUGCAGACGCUGUGCUGCACACAUUGUAACCAGAGCUUUCUGUGAAGUUUGAUCUUAUAGGCUUGAUCUGCUCUUCUAUGCAAGUAUUUCCUGUGUUCAUUUUGGCACGGCAAAGGCGAGCGGGAUAACUGACAGAAUGGAAUGUUGGAGUGUGAAUCCUUUUCUCCUGAUACUCCUUGCUGGGCUCUUACAUACUGUCACAGCAGUAGAGAUAAAGCUGGACAUGGCUCCCGAUGCUGUAGAUGCCACCUUCUCAGAGUGUCGUGACAAAAUGAUGCAGAACGUUACAGCACCAGGCGGCCUGCUGCAGGAAGAGCUUGAGGCUUCUAAGGAUUUUGCAGACAUGUGGAGGAGUCACAGUGUAACUUGUGAGAAGCAAAUUUAUGGAGGGCGAGCACAUCACUUGGCUGCACUGCAGGCUUAUGGGAAUUCUAGAGUUCAGUUCCGAAAAAUGUUUAACAGACUUGUUCAGACCAAAGGCAGCAACUCCACAACAUACAUCAACGAAUUUCCCUUCAAGUCUCUUCACUUCCUGCUAACAGAUGCCUUACGACUUCUUAACCCUGGCAAAACAUGCUCCACCGUGUACUUUGGCACAAAAAAACAAUAUACAGCAGAAAACGGGACAGAGGUGCGUUUUGGGAGGUUCAUUGCUGCCAGUAUCGAUAUGAGCCAUGAAACUGAAGCUGCUGAGUCAGAAGAAGGCACACUGUUUAAAAUCAGCUCCUGUUCUGUGGUAAAUGUUGAGAACUACACGUGCAAUUCUGAGGAAAUUGAGCAGCUUAUUUCCCCAACUGAGGUCUUCAGAGUGCAGAACAUCGAGGCUGAUUCAACUGAAGAUGUUGACUAUAAAAUAAUAACUUUAACACAUUCACGCUUUCUGAGCAAUCAUGACUGCUACCUUUUUCCAAGCUCUCCGACCCCUCUCCCGACAGCUCGUGAGACAUUAAGCAACAGGCCUGCUGGUGGAUCCUCCAGUCCACUGCUGAGCUCCAUGGUUCUGGCACUGAUGGCAUCCUUUCUGAGUCUAUACUACUGCACCAUUACACAGUGACUCACACAUCCAUCUGUACAAACACAAGCAGCAACAACACCUGCAGAAUUAGGCUACAUUAUAAUAUAGUCAUCUUUAGUCUCACAGGGCCAGACAUGUAUUCUCGUUUGUCAGAUCAUGAGCCACUCCCAAAUUCCUGUAAUCUGAAGUACAACUGAUAACACAAGCGAGCAAAUCUAAUUAGCGAAACACAAUUAGCCAAAUGACCACACUGACAACAUACAUCUAGGGACCUUUCAGCAAUGCGAACUCGCAUUACAAUUGCAGACUAAUGAUGGGUUAGAUGUCAGUUGGACAAUGAUGAUGAACAGACCCAUACCCCCUAUUUUGAGUUCCGCCUUCACGAGGUGUUGGACUGUUUUUGAAAUUUCACAAUCAGUUUAUUCUGACCUUGUUAAACUUACAUUCCCACCUAUAUUUAACCCAAAAAUUCUCAUUGUUGUCCCAACCGUUGGUUGCCAUGGUCUCUUGUACAGUAAGCAAAUGCCAUAGCAGUACCCUGUCCUUUACUGACUAUUGGUUAUAGAGUGUAUACAAAAUCAAUUUGACCACAAAUUGAUUUGAUAUUAGCAAAAUCUGAUGUGUUCCUAUUCUAGAGAGUAAUUGCAGGUCUAUAAUUGUGACCUCUGUGUAGUGCAUCAUAUUCUGUGCAGUCAGUAUGACAAGAAAACUGUGGUGUUCCGUCUAUUUGUGGUGAAAACAUGGCCAAUGUUCUUCCAUCUCAAGUAGGAACAAAUAUCUAGGAACCAAAAAAGAUGCACACUGUUUCACUGUCGCGAGUAUAAAUCAUGUAUCACCCUGCCUAAUUCCCAUUGAUGACUACCAAAAUUUUCCUUCUAAUUUUGCAUAAAAUGAAACUUUGCUUACCUGUA
This is a messenger RNA of Pygocentrus nattereri (red-bellied piranha), 2015 nucleotides long. Its product is annotated as ecto-ADP-ribosyltransferase 5-like. NCBI's taxonomy places the organism in Eukaryota, Metazoa, Chordata, Actinopteri, Characiformes, Serrasalmidae. The coding region runs from base 226 to 1143 and encodes 305 amino acids. Gene Ontology annotation, molecular function: NAD+ poly-ADP-ribosyltransferase activity; NAD+-protein-arginine ADP-ribosyltransferase activity. The transcript is spliced from 5 exons. The record is from RefSeq and is a predicted model, not a curated record.